AGUUCACGCGCUCUUUGAAAUCAGCCUCGUGCCGUACCCUCAGCGUGCCUGUCCCACACCUGUGCAGGAUUGUGAGGAAACAGAGAAGCGGGACGGGGGGAAGAAAUGAACUUAUCUCACUGGAAUUUGGAUACAGAAGUACCCGUUCCUGAAAAUAAAAACCUCCCACCUGGAAGGGAUGGUGCCACAGGUGACAAAAUGAACAAGAACCAGUUGGAAAUUCCAGUAGAGCAACUCAUGCUGGAACUUACUUUGUCAGAGCAUGUUCCCAAAAGAACACAGAAUAGUAAACAAGGGAUAUUCCAGGUACGGAGUUAUCCUCUCAACAAAGGAAGUGCUACGGAGAACAGGGAUUUCAAAAAAUCUUCAGUGGAAACUGGCUGUAAUGUGACCAGUAAUCGCAUAAGGCUCUUCGCUGUGAACCACUCACUAACAAGUGCUUCAGUGGACAAGCCAGUUGGCUCCUACCCUGCCCUGCAGACGCCAUUAAGUCACUGCUGGCCUUAUGCUGAUGGAGACUUUUUUAAGGACAGAAAUGAGCCUCAUAUUAAUUUAUGCUCAACUCUAGGAAACAACAGUGGCAAACUUUCAACUGCGCCAAAUUGGAAUCUGAAGUAUGGAAGCAGCAGUGUGGAAGAAAAUUUAACAGAUGAAAGUGAUUUAUCAGAAAAUGAAAAAGCAAACGAUACUUUACUCAGCUAUUUUAAAAAGAUGGACCUGAACUUAAAGCCAGAAACAAUAGAAAAUGUUGAAGACUCUUUCACAGAAGAACCAAGUGAAGUAUUUCCAUAUCCUGAUUUUCUUCCCCCUCCUUUCAAUACCCUGGACUUGCACAAAUUAGCCAUCUCAAAAUCUGAAAAUUGGAAAAUGACAGUGGAGCCUCUAGACAGCUCUCUGGAACAUUUGGUAGCUCGUUUACUGGACUUAGAGAGAUUGCAGCGCAUGACUAUUCAAAGAGAACGGCCGAGACUGCAGACUUCCUUCUGUGCUCCCUUAGCCACCGAACAGCCCUCUUCCUCCAAAGCUGUACCCAGAAUGAGACAGCCCAGACCUUCCGACUCUGGGGGUCUUCAGACAACUUGUGUAGAGAAAAGUCACGAGGAAAGGAAAACCAAUUCUGGUUCUUGCAAGCUUGAAUACAGUGCUCCCAAGUGGGAUUGCAGCCGUGCUGGGAAGUACACGUGGAAUUCUAGACCAGCUCUGAAAACCUCACCCACCACAAAACAGGUGAUUGCAGCUUACGACGACUUUAAGAACCCCAAGGUCUCCAUUUUAAACCCACGCGGAGAACUGUCAGCCGAGCCUGCUCCUGCCGAGACAGCUCGGGUGCUGGUUAAAAUGCUCUCACCCAGAUGUCUGCCACCAAAGUCUCCUACACCAGUCUCACCUAUACCUCUGUCUUUUCCUGAAAAUCAGAGGGAAGAAAUUAAGGCACCACCAAGGACCGGAAAGAAACAUUACCGAAAAGACAUGGUACCGAACAGACCAUUCUAUAUUCAGAAGCUAAACUGUUAAUCACCUUCGUUGAUAGCUAAGGAUAAGUGCUCAUCCAUCGACCAAAAAUAACUUUUCUUUCCUGCAUCUCAAUGUGAGCAAGUCUAUUCCAAGAAGCCUGGCAAAAAUAUGGUUCCUCAACACACACACACACACACACACACACACACACACACACACACACAAUUCCUGAAUGUGCUGUGGAGUGGAACUUGUGACAGUCGCAGCUGAGAUGUCUACAUAUAAACCAGGGGCUUCCCUGAUGACAUAUUUGAGUCUCUUACAUGUUGUUUCACAGGAAUGUUUCACUUGGAAAACCGUUCUAUUCAAGAUGGUUCUUUUGUUGUGACUGUUUCCCAGUGUG
This is a messenger RNA of Lagenorhynchus albirostris (white-beaked dolphin), 1858 nucleotides long. It is a transcript of the gene FAM217A, whose product is annotated as family with sequence similarity 217 member A. NCBI's taxonomy places the organism in Eukaryota, Metazoa, Chordata, Mammalia, Artiodactyla, Delphinidae. The transcript is spliced from 6 exons. The record is from RefSeq and is a predicted model, not a curated record.